Molecule: messenger RNA, 2071 nt
Organism: Achroia grisella
Lineage: Eukaryota; Metazoa; Arthropoda; Insecta; Lepidoptera; Pyralidae
Exons: 16
Coding region: 90-2003 (637 amino acids)
Biological process (GO): sodium ion transmembrane transport
Cellular component (GO): membrane
Source: RefSeq, a predicted model, not a curated record
AAAUGGCAUUAAAUUUAUUUUAUUAUUUAUUGAUAUUUCUAUUAUAACAUCCGUAACUAAAUUAUAAAAUAACCUUUAUAAUUGGCAAUAUGGCAAACACUAAUCGAGAGCGAAAUGCGAAUCGUAAUUCUAUGGAAACCAUUCUCACAUUUGAAAACAGAGAUAUUAGUCAAUGGUCAAUGGUGUGGUCCACAAAUAACAUUCCUGGCAUGGAUAACGCUACUGGCGGUGGAUCACACCGGCGCGUAGCCGGUCGUCUGAAACUGCGCACCGGCACCCUCGCACUUGGCGCGUUCCUUACCAUGCACUGUCGUGUUACAGCUUCUGCACUCACUGGUGGUUUUUUUGUCUUUAUGCUGUUCCUAAUAUUAUCGGUGGUAUUGUUGGCAAAUCCUUUGCGCCACUUUGAAGUAUACCUCGGACAGUGGAGUAUCAGUGGACCGGGACGCGCCUUCAGGAUUAUUCCUAUGCUCGAUGGAAUUGGCAUAGCUAUUUGUAUAAAUGCAAUAGUGCGAGCUAUCAUUUGUUGUACUAUUGCUGCAAUAUCGGCAAUUUAUGUUGUGCAUUCCGUGGCAGAUAAUAAGUUACCCUUCACACAUUGCAGAGACUUUGACCUAAAAGCAUAUGAUCCUAUUAUAAAGGAUAUAAAAAGUGUGAUGUUGCGAGAGUCAAGAUUCUCUCUAAAGACUGGUGUAGUUAAGGAUGAUGCGGAAGUUAUUAAUUCAUCACCAUCCACCGUAGGACUUUACUAUCGAGCAUGGCGAAAUAUGUCCAACAACAGUAAACGGAAUGUACGUUCAAUAGAAGUGUGUAAUGAGAUGUAUUCUGGCACUUAUCCUCCUUUAUAUAGCACGCCUGCAUAUAAUUUUUUCUACGUGGAAGUUUUGCAACUGCGGAAGGACUAUAAUUUGGGACAGUUUAAUAUGCCACUUGUUUUGAGUAUAAUCUUAACUUGGAUCAUAAUAUGGAUGUUAAUGAUUAGCGAACACUUAUCACACGGGAGAUUAAUCUGGAACAACAUAUAUGCAUGGUUUGUGUUGGUGCCGUGGUGUUGGGCGGUGUUAUUAAUAAUUGCAGCAUUCACAAGCCUUCUUACGAUGGAAACUACGAUACAUAAAGUCUUUCGCAUUAGUGCUAAGGAAGUGUUAGCUGGCAUAUCGGAUGCUUUACAGAUAGCACUAUAUAUACAUUCUGCAAGCGUUGGGACUGAAAUUAUCCUGGGGAAAGGCCUAAAUCACUACGCAUCUGGGCAUAUCGAUCCACAACUUAAUAAUGAAAAUGUAUGGCACUCUGGUAUGCUUUUGCUAUUGAUCGCGAUACAAUCAGGGGGAGCCGCUGGCUGUGCGCUGGUUGAUUACAUGCAGCCUGAUACACAAACCACCUACGACAUGCAUGAAAGCACUAUGUGGAUAAUACCCAUGUAUUCUAAGUGUACUUCAUUUGGUAACUAUUCGCAUUUUAUAUCGACCCUUAUAUUUGGAGGACUCUGUCUUUCGUACAUGACUGCGGCAUUCAUGUUGCUCAAAACUGCAUUGCACACCAUAUUCGAGAUUAAAGUGAAAUUAAUCUUCAUAGAACAAAUCGUCGUUGGUGGUCUUAUAUUGAUAUGCAUGGGACUGAGUUUACCAUUUGCCACUAAUGGCGGAAUAGUUUUAUUGGAGAGUGUAGACGCUGUAAUGACAGGGUUGGCGAUGCCGUUUGUUUGUCUGCUAGAGUUGGUGGCACUGCUGUAUGUGUACGAAAGUCACGAUUUUAUUUCCGAUAUGAACAUCGCUACAGAGGAAAACGCAUGUUCUUCUCGUAUUGGCACUCAAUGGCGAAUGAUCCCAUUUAUUACUGUUGUCACGAUUGUAAUUAAAAUAUCAGUCCUAGUGAGCUCCGAAUUGCCCGCUAAAUUCAUAUACAUGGCGCUGGCGCCGCUCUGCGUUCUAGUGGUAGCGGUACCACUGCGUGCCUGCUACAACGCCUACUUUUUCCUCGCUUCAACGCCAAAUAGCAAUUAGAUAUACAGUCUCUUAUGUAUACCUGCAGAUAUUUUUAACGCUACGUUGGAAUAAAUUUAUACAAAUAA